AGAGAAAUGUCAAAUUUCAUAAUCUAGUUUUAAAAGUGGUAUCGGCAACACUCACUUAUAAAAGAGCUAAUAAACAAUUGACUUGGAAACAGAAUACCAGCAGCAAACAAGGAUGCUUUCUUUUAUAAUUUUGUCGGUUUGCAUCGCUGUUUGUAACAGCGCGUCACAAUUUCCACACGGCCACGAACUACACGUUUUGGUAGAAAACGGAUUUAAUGCAAUGGAUACAGAUAAAAAUGGGGAAUUAUCGCUACAAGAAUUGAGUCAAGUAUAUUACAAUGAGGACUUAAACCAUGACGGUAAGCUCACCCUUGCUGAAUAUGCCGCUUACUGGAAAACGACACCUGAGGCCUUGGCGCCAAUUUUCAAUGUAUGGGACUCGGACAGAGAUGGUUACGUCCAAGCAAGCCACUUGACUGCUUUUGGGCAUUUACUUGACCCAAACGGUGACGGCAUCGUUACUAAACACGAAUACGAACAUUACAUGACCGGCUUCCUGGAGUGUGUAUACGCACAUGGUCAACACGGACAUGGUCCUAACUGCGAUCAUUAAUAGUUUUAUCUAUCUUUGAAGAUAAUAUAGUAGAAUAAAAGUAAAGCAUAGA
This is a messenger RNA of Ruditapes philippinarum (Manila clam), 605 nucleotides long. RefSeq lists its product as uncharacterized. The record is from RefSeq and is a predicted model, not a curated record. NCBI's taxonomy places the organism in Eukaryota, Metazoa, Mollusca, Bivalvia, Venerida, Veneridae. The transcript is spliced from 5 exons. Bases 113 to 553 code for a protein of 146 amino acids. Gene Ontology annotation, molecular function: calcium ion binding.